CGCAGGCGGGCACCGGGCGGUGCGCAGGCGUGGGCGCGAGGCGGCGCGGCGGUUGGGGCGGCGGCCGGCGGCCGGCGGCAGCGACAUGACCCAGCAGGGCGCGGCGCUGCAGAACUACAACAACGAGCUGGUCAAGUGCAUCGAGGAGCUGUGCCAGAAGCGGGAGGAGCUGUGCCGGCAGAUCCAGCAGGAGGAGGAGGAGAAGCAGCGGCUGCAGAAUGAGGUGAGGCAGCUGACCGAGAAGCUGGCCAGAGUCAAUGAGAACCUGGCGCGCAAGAUCGCCUCUCGGAAUGAGUUUGAUCGGACCAUCGCGGAGACGGAGGCCGCCUAUCUCAAGAUCCUGGAGAGCUCGCAGACUCUGCUCAGCGUCCUGAAGAGGGAGGCGGGGAACCUGACCAAGGCCACAGCCUCGGAGCAGAAGAGCAGUGCCGGCAAGGACAGCUGACGCUGAGGGUGGGUGGCCGGGCGCCUCCCCUGCUCCCUCCACAGGCCCAUCCCCAGCAAAGCCCCUUGUUCAUGGCGGCAGCUGCCUUCCGGUGGAGCCCCCGCUUCCACUGCCCUGGGGCACAGCCUCCCAGGUGGGGUCCUGUCCAUGCACUCACUCAGGCAGUGGGGGUGCGGGCUCUGGGUCAGCUCUGCUCGGGGCCUGUCUGAAGCCCCACACCCCUUUGGACUGCAGGACAGACCUGCUUCUAGUCUCCGCCUCACGGAGUCCCUCACGCUCCUCAGCCAGCAGGUGCCCAGGCUAGGCCGACGGGCAGGGCCUCCUUCACCUCAGAGCUUGCCCGAGUGGCCUGUGACUGUCAAUAAAGAUUAUCUUUCUAAAGA
Messenger RNA from Eptesicus fuscus (big brown bat), 828 nucleotides. RefSeq names its product SS nuclear autoantigen 1 (gene SSNA1). Gene Ontology annotation, cellular component: centrosome; ciliary basal body. The transcript is spliced from 3 exons. Lineage: Eukaryota; Metazoa; Chordata; Mammalia; Chiroptera; Vespertilionidae. The record is from RefSeq and is a predicted model, not a curated record. The coding region runs from base 86 to 445 and encodes 119 amino acids.